CGCAAUACUAGUAGAUGCCAGCAACAGCACAGCAACCCUUGUCUAUCCCGUUCUGCUUCAUCUUCCGCAACCCAAUCCUCGCCGCCUGCCUGUCUGCAUCACCUCACCACUCGAGGCUCCCUCCUGUGUCCUGACUGCGGGCUCUGUCGUCCCUUCAUCCCUUCCAGGCCGCCUUUCACGAGACACGAACCCAAUAGACUUGGCCGCGGCCUCGGCAGCUUUCCACACAAGAUGAAGCACUGCCUCUAGGGAUCGCAUACUUGCAGCGUAUUUGAAUUUACUGUAUUAUACAACUCCAUAUACAGCCUGUCUGCGGACAUCACGUCUCGCCUCUUUUAGUUCUUGGUUUCGCAACUAGCUCAAUAGCCAGCCACCAUGUCGUCCGACGCCCCGACGGCCGCCUGGCAUCCCGCCUUGAUGCCGAACUUCUCCCCGGAUGUUGCGGCCGACACCACAUCAUCCGAGUCGGACAAACCUUACGACCCGCCCUCCGAAGCUGCCCCCAGUGCGCAGCCCGAAGCUCCCGCCGCCCCAGAACCUAUCAUUGACCUCUCUCGUACUCGGGAGAGCUCGGUCGCUGAUGAGUGGUUCCCAAAUUACGAGGCUGGCAGCCCGCGGAAACAAGAUCCGGAGCCCCAACCCGUGGUGCCAGUAAAACUUGAGCAGCCGGAGCUUGGAUCAGAGCUCCAGGCUGAAGACGCGCCGUUGCAGGAGCAGGAAACUCUGGCGCAUCACGAAGAACAGGCGCCGGCCGAUGUGGUCGAAACGACGGAACUCGAUGGGGCUGCUGAAACUCCGGCCGAACCCGUUCAGGACCAGCAGGACUCGAAUUCGUCGGCGCCCAAGCAUGUGAGCAGCGAUUCAUUCGCGCGCACCGUCUCACACCAACCGAACUGGAUGAGCGAUGAAGAAGAACCCGAAUGGGGAUUGCCUAGGGUCGAGACGGACCUCUUCAACAGGUAUAUGCCGCCGAAUGAAAGGACCAAUUCUUUUCCUGUGGUACCACAGUCUGGGCACCAUGAAAAUGAGGUUGUUGAACCGCUCCCCUCAAAUCAAGCAGAGGAUGUGCUUCAUGAAAUAGAGCACGAAUCCGAGUCUCACGAGCAUGAGCACGAGCACGAGCAAGACGAGAGCAUCAUGCCGCAAGCAAACAACGCGCUGCAGCAGGAUAAUUUCUGGGGCGAUGAUGAUGCUGAAGUAGGCUUCACCACACAGGGAGGCGAUCUGCAAGCUCCAGAGGAGGAGGCUUCGGAUGCCAGGUAUGCUGAAGGACUGCCCUUGAUCGACCACCAGGAAACCGAAGAGCCGACCCAGCCAGAGCCCAGCAAAGCGCAAGACCCGUUUUCUGUCGAUGGAGAGGGUGAUGACUUUUUCGAUCAGGUCGCAGCGGGCGAAGAUAAUACAGAGGCUGUGCAAUUCUCGCCCGGGCAGCUAGAAAGAAAGUCGACAAUGCAGGUGCUCAACGGACUCGACACGACCGAAUCCAAAGGGCUGGCUGGCCUGGUUUCAGACACUCUGGAGGAGGAGGAGGAAGACGAAAACCAAGGUGGAAUCGAGUCCUGGGCUGCAGAGGAACCCCAACACCCGGCAGAGGAACCGGCCGUGGCAGAGGCGCCCGCUGCUGCCAGCAAAGGAGCCGAGGAACCCCGUGGUGAAGACAUCGCUGCGAAAUGGUCUGAGGCCUUUGCGAGUGAUGAUGACGACGGCUUCCUUCUGGAGGAUGAGCCCGCCGAGGAUGGUUCGGAGCCAAAGGCAGUGGAUCCCUCGGCCUUCUUUCUCGACGACGACGAAGGAUUUCUCGAAGACGUCGAAGAAACAACAACUUCACAGUUCCCCCAGCCCUCUCCCAGCGCCAGUCAACCGGCUCAAACACCAGGCUCGAGUGCUGGCAGCAGAUACCUGCCCACGAGCACUGCGCAGCCUGGCGCGGCUCCCACACCGAAUCCCUAUAUCCCCAGUGCUUCACCUACAGUGCCACAACCGCCGAUUCUCAACCCCGUCUCACUGAUGCCUGCCGUUGCCGGGAAUCCCUAUGCUGUUCAGCCUCCACCACUGCAGCACUCAACGACAGCGCCUCUCGGCACACAGCCUGCGAGGCCGCCCGCGGUCAACAAGGCGCAGAGCUUCGCGGACAAGGCGAAGGGUGGUUACUCUUCUCCGUACGACCUCCCGAUGGAAGUUGUCAAGCCGAAGAAACGAGCCAGUCUACAACAGAUGCCUCGAGCGUCGCCAGCCCCAGUAUCUGGGCCUCCGGCACCCCCAAGGAGUUCAAGCAUGCAUAGCCAACCUCCUGUGCCGCAAAUCCCAACAGCGCCCGCUCACGGCUCCAUGCCCCCUGUGCCUGACCAAACGCAAAACUCUACACCGAGUAUUUCGCCGCAGUCAGCUGUCCACCCUGGCCAGGGACCUUCAGACAUCAAACCUCCCCAACAGCUGAAGCCCAAACCUAGCUUCUUUGAGGAUCUUCCAUCAUCCCACAGGGUACGACCUGCCUCGCGUACGAGUAACAAGAGCCAACCCUCGCCUUCGCAAUCCAGCUUCAACGGGCCUCCUCAAGCCCCGCCACCCCCGCCAUCGUCGACACUUGCCGUGCCGCAAGACUCUUUGGCACCUGGCCAUCCAGCCGCACCAGAUAUCGCGAAAUUAGUACCACCGGCACCCACAAACCCAUAUGUUUCGCUCCCAUCUGGACCGGCUGCCGAUGCAGGCGGGCCACCCCCAAGCGCGUCACGGUACUCCCCAGCGCCACCGCACGGCGCCAUCCCCAGUAGCUCGGCACCUCCGCCAGUGAGUCGAUACUCACCCGCGCCUCCUGCCCAACGUACCGCAGCGACGCCACCUACCGUGUUGCCUCAUUUGCCCAGAACGUCUAGCCCACUGGCAAACUUUGAAGUCAGCCAUGACCGGCAAAGACCUCUGGCUGGCGAAAAUGGCCUGCAUUCAAGUCGAAACAACUCCAGCUCGCACGAGCCAAGGCUGAACAGAAUGUCGUCCCUACCCCCAACGCGAGAGGUCGAAGAAGAGGAUGUUACUGCGCAACCCGCAACCGGUGCUCCUCCGCCAAUGGCUGCUGUCCAGAGAGCCGUGACCCAGGACUUUAAUCAAGGUCAAUUUGCACCCCGAAGCCCGCAGCGUCCCCCGGUUGCUCAGGCGACCUACAACCCAGAGGUUAUGUCUGCCCCUAAGCGAAAGAUAUCGUACGGACCGGCUCCAGCAACUUCGAUAGUACCCCCUCCAAGGUCCAGCACCGGUUCGCCUGGCGCCAUGUCUGGCCUCAGGUCUCCCAUCAAAGCCUCAGAAAUGGUCCCGCGACCGUCUUCAGCAUACGGUCCGUCGCCGGCGUCGAUAGCUAAUGUCAUGUCGCCGAACAGCGUGGCAGCAGCCCCCACCUCAGCAGUCUCGGGCCGACCUAGGGGAAUGUCACAGAAACUGAAUCUGAUUCCACCUACAGAUGGCCGUGAACAUGACCCACUGCAGCGAUGGAGAGGGUGCCCGUUGAUAAGCUGGGGUAGCGGCGGAAUGAUUGUGACCUCAUUCCCUGUUGAUGUGCCGAGGUACGGUAUGAACCAGCCUGCCCCGAUGAUAGUCCGCAGUCCUGGCGAGGUUGUCAUCAAGGCUGUCAAGGACAUUCAACCAUUGGAGGAGCGUCUUGCCAAGUUCCCUGGUCCACUCAAGGGCAAGUCGAAGAAGAAAGAAACUAUUGCUUGGCUCACAGCUGGCAUUCAGGAGCUUGAGCAAGGUCUGCCGAAUCCAGGUCUUCAGACAAAUUUGUCACAUGAGGACAAGCGAGCCACUGAGCGUGUGCUGUUAUGGAAGAUUUUGAGAACGUUCAUCGAGAAUGAUGGCGUGCUCGAAGGCAACCCAACGGUAGAAAAGGCCGUACGUGACAUCCUCUCCGACACAGCAACUGGACAAGCCGGUAUUUCGUCGCCUUCCUAUACGACUGGUGCCGACCUGGGAAGCUUCACGGGCGAACCUUCCGCGCCGCAAAUGCAGUCAGACUCCAUAGACCCAGCAACCAUACACCAGCUCAAAGAAUCUCUGAUGGCUGGAGAGAGAGAAAAGGCAGUUUGGGACGCUGCCGACAAACGUCUCUGGGGACACGCACUGCUCAUUGCCAACACGGUGUCACCAGAACUAUAUCACAAGGUCUCACAGGAGUUCAUCAAGAAAGAAGUGAAUUUCCCUGGGCGCAACAACGAAUCGCUAGCUGCUCUCUAUGCCGUCUUGUCCGGUAACCACGCGGAGUGUGUUGAUGAGCUCGUACCUACGCAUGCUCGGGCAGGGGUUCAGCUUAUUGCAUCAACUUCGCGCUCGACCGCCGCUGGCGUAGACGGCCUUGAGAAGUGGCGCGAGACUCUGACUCUCGUUUUGAGUAACAGGAGUGCUGGCGAUGUUCAGGCCCUGGACGCUCUUGGGAACUUGCUCUCUGAGUACGGUCGGGCAGAGGCGGCCCACAUAUGUUUCCUGUUUUCUAGAACUGCGACCGUAUUUGGUGGCCUUGACGACCCGAAGGCUCAAUUUGUGCUCGUUGGUGCAGACCACCGUAAGCAGGCGCAGCAAUUUUUCAAGGAAACCGAGGCGCUUCUGCUCAGCGAGGUGUAUGAGUACGGACUGACCCUCUCUGGAGCUCCACACUUCGCAGUUGGAGUUCCUCAUCUGGCUGUUUACAAACUGCAGCACGCCAUGACUCUAGCCGAGUAUGGCUUGACAGAAAAGGCUAUGCAAUACUGCGACAUCAUUUCGAAGGACAUGAUUGCUCAGACCAGGAGGUCACCAUACCACCACGUGCUGUUGGAGACCGCAGUUGAGGACUUGCGGCAGAGGAUCGCACAAAGCCCUCACAAGGAGACCUCGGGCUCUUGGAUCUCCAAGCCAAGCAUGAACAAGGUGUCUGAUUCAAUGUGGAGCCGCUUCAACAAGUUCGUGGCUGGUGAUGAGAAUGAGGCCCCUGGGCAAGGAUCACCGAAGCUCGGCGAAGAGUCUGGUCCCUUUGGUCGUAUCGCCGGUGGCACGCCGACCAUCAGCCGCCCCGCCUCCGCCUCGAAUGCUACCGGCAUGGAGAUGUUCGGAUCGCCCAAUGGGUACGCAAACGGAGGCGCUCCGCUUGCGCCGGCGAUGUCGACUCCGGCGAUGUCGCCUCAGUUAACAAGAGCGUCUUCGAGAUACGCACCCGCGGCCCCAUCUGCUUAUGAACCUAACGCGGCUUACACCCCGAUGGGACGCUCAUCGAUGGAGCGGACGUCUGGCGAGUACAGUCGAGGUCCGUACGAGCCUCGGCGACCUUCCUCUGAUGUUCCAGCGAGCCAUAUUAGUGCAUACACUCCCAACAAUGUGCACACACCAGCGCAGAGUCUCCCCGAUCCUGGACUCGGUAUUUCGAGCCAAUCUCCCUACCAACCAGCUCGGCCGACUUUCAAUACGACAGCUUCAGCCCCUGCACCAGCUGGGCCCUCGGUUCCAACCACCCCGGCCUUCUCACCCUAUGCUUCCUUCUCCCAACACUCGUCACCUUACGCGCCUGCGCCACCCACCACAACCAAUGCGUCGCACUAUACCCCGAUUGCUCCUACCGCUGAGCACACUGUAGCUAGCAACGACAGUCCGUCAGAACCAUCGUUUGGAUACCAGCCCCCAUCGUACGGCUAUGAGCCACCAGCGACCAGCUCAGUGGAACAAGGACCCACUGAGAUAGAGCAUCAAGAUUCUAGCGGCGGCUAUGAACCUCCUUCAUACCAACCUCAGGGCUUCGAACCUCCGUCUUAUGUGCCAGAUCCUGAGCCUGAUAAUGAGAACACAGAGGGCGGGGAUGAGCCCAAGCCGAAGAAGAAGAGUUUCAUGGACGAUGAUGAUGACGACUUCCCUCCCAUGAGGUCAAUGACGCCAGGUGAGAAGAGCAAGGCGGAGAAGGAUAAAGAGAACGAGGAGAUGUUCCGCAAGGUCGCGGAAGAGGAAGCCAAACGAGCCGAAGCCGAGAAAGCAGCCAAAGCCAAGAAAGGAUGGGGUUUGACCUCUUGGUUCGGCGGCGGCGCAAAGAAGGAGUCUCUCGAGAACUCCCCGAACAAGCCGAUCCGUGCCAAGCUCGGAGAAAAGUCCAGCUUUGUCUAUGACCCCGACCAGAAGCGCUGGGUCAACAAAGCCGCCGGGGCGGAAGAAAGUGCCCCCAAGUCUGCCACGCCACCCCCUCCCCGCGGCACGCCUCGCCCAGCCGGUGCUGGAACACCACCGCCGCCCUCGAGCUCUGCGCCGCCGAUGAGGCCCACCCCGCCAACGAGCUCUGCCUCGUCACCCAACCUGUCUGCCCCAUCAGCCGUGCCGCCAUCCAUGAUGCGCUCCACCUCAAACGCUAGCAGCGUGGGAGGUGGCCCGCCCUCCGCGCCGCCCAGCAGGCCUGCGACGAGCAUGAGCAACGCCAGCAGCAUUGAUGACCUCCUGGGAGCAGCGGCGCCGCGUAAGGGUGGCGCCAAGGGCAAGAAGAAGGGCGGGCGGUAUGUCGAUGUCAUGGCCAAAUAGGGCGUUUUGACAUCUGGCGUCGCUGCCAAACGAUGAGUGGAAGUGAAUGACUGGUGGUGCAUGUGGAGCGUUCUAAUACAUAGCUAUGGGCAAUGGAGACGGGCGAGCCCAGACAUAAUUUAGCGCCUUGUGCGUUAGCGCCUCUGGUCGUUUUGACAACCAUACUGAGCAAGCCGAUGAGAGAUGGAGUAUAUGGAUACACGCAAAGAAACGACGCAUAAAUGGGACAGGUAAAGCAAGUGAUCGCUCUUGCUGGAGAACGGUGCACCUCCGUUACUUGGGGCAAGAAUCAUGAGGUGGAAGUGGGCAUACUGUAAUAGAAGUGUUGUAAUGAUAAAAGUUGUUGAUGACUCUA
Diaporthe batatas is the source of this 6868-nucleotide messenger RNA. RefSeq lists its product as uncharacterized. The record is from RefSeq and is a predicted model, not a curated record. Gene Ontology annotation, cellular component: ER to Golgi transport vesicle membrane; endoplasmic reticulum exit site. The transcript is spliced from 3 exons. Gene Ontology annotation, biological process: Golgi organization; COPII vesicle coat assembly; autophagy. The coding region runs from base 376 to 6513 and encodes 2045 amino acids. Lineage: Eukaryota; Fungi; Ascomycota; Sordariomycetes; Diaporthales; Diaporthaceae.